AAAUGCAAUCUUAGGUACAUUUGUACACUUUUAACUCUCAGAAUAUUGUAUUUUGUUCUACCACCAAGGAUGAUCUCAACAUCUUUCUAAAAGCGUUAGGGUCUCAUGGCUGUCUCAGGAAUAAUGGGGUCAAUUUAGGUGGGGGCAUUAUUCCGGUCACUUGGGAGGAGGCAUUGUGAGGAAAUGCAAAUGAUCAAGUUCUUAAAGACUGGCUGAAAGAGGAAGGGUACUCUACAGUCCCGCUCUCACUUGGCAAAUCUGUUUUUCUCUCCGUUCAUGAUGAAGCUUUUUGGAGCUCUGAUCCUGUUUAUUACUCUGUCUGCAGCCUGUGGAUUAAGAUGCUACACAUGCACCGCCACCGACCCUAAAUCCUGCAUUGACACCAAAUCUUGUCCAGUCAUCUUCAACCGGUGUUUCUCUCUCAGAAUAGACGGUUAUACCAUGGUAACCAAGGGUUGCCAAAACAGCAUAGCAUGUGGCGGUGCCAUGGCUUGCUGUGAAGGGAACUUGUGUAACAGUGCCCUGCCCACUGCUCCCUGCGUCAUCCUCCUGCUGGUCUCUUUGGCCUCCAUCUUUUUCUGAGGUUCUGGGACUUCGUUAUUUCUACGCUUUUCCUGAUCCAACUGAAGAAGAAUAAGCAAUUAUUAUAUUUACAUGCUCUUCCAAACCUCUAUUUCUAACACAAUAAGAUUGUCUUUGAAUGUUUAAAUCAAACUAAUGAUGUUGUCCCUCUGCCGGAUAUUAAAUUGGCCAUAUACUGUUUGAAGACGGUUGGUUUCAAAACUGUUGUAAUGAUAUGUUCAGAAGAUGGUUUCUUGGUGUGUUUUUUGUUGAUAAUCAAAUCCAAUAGUUAGUUACCAUGAAGUCUCCUUAUAUAUAUUGCGUGAGACAAAUAGAUCACAUUUCAUGAAGAACAGAGAAAAAAGUCUCUACCUGAUCGGUCUCAACGCUGUGUGUGUCCGUCAGGAAACACGCUGUUUACAAGUAGUUCCAGCAAACAUCCACUGAUAAAUUGCGAUGUUAACAACCUCAUGAUAACCUGAUCUUUUUUUAACUUAGGAUCAUACCUGUGUUUAGUCUAGAAAAAGGUAAAUGUGUGCAUUUUAUUAUAAAGUUGUGUAUAUUUACAGACUGUUGCAAAAACUAAGAAGCUUAUAAACAUCAGGUUUGAAACUAAAAGAGCUUUACAAAAAAGUAACACAA
Trematomus bernacchii (emerald rockcod) is the source of this 1203-nucleotide messenger RNA. Its product is annotated as prostate stem cell antigen-like. NCBI's taxonomy places the organism in Eukaryota, Metazoa, Chordata, Actinopteri, Perciformes, Nototheniidae. The coding region runs from base 277 to 582 and encodes 101 amino acids. The transcript is spliced from 3 exons. The record is from RefSeq and is a predicted model, not a curated record.